Molecule: messenger RNA, 333 nt
Organism: Staurois parvus
Lineage: Eukaryota; Metazoa; Chordata; Amphibia; Anura; Ranidae
Source: the annotation of a GenBank genome assembly
UUAACCACUUCCCAUCCGGCCCAUGUACAUAAAUGGCUGGAUGGGAACAGUUCAGGAGCGGGUUUCCAUUUAUGCUGCCAUUUAUGCUUGUCCUCUAGGCACAGCGGAACACCGAUCACUGUACGGGACCUCUGUGCACAGCGGAACACCGAUCACUGUACGGGACCUCUGUGUGAGGUCCCGAUCAUGUGAUCACUGAUUGGCCAAUCAGUGAUCACAUGAAUAGUAGUAAGCAAGGUGUCACUUGCUGACAUCAUUGCUUACUAUUAGUGAAAUCUGUGAAUGAUCACAGAGGUCACAUGGUACAAGGCUAUUCACAACAACUUUGUACCA